This is a messenger RNA of Closterium sp. Naga37s-1, 1287 nucleotides long. NCBI's taxonomy places the organism in Eukaryota, Viridiplantae, Streptophyta, Zygnematophyceae, Desmidiales, Closteriaceae. The record is from the annotation of a GenBank genome assembly.
AUGGCGUCGCUUCGAGUUCUCCCAUUCGACCCGGAAGGCAGACCUGUAGCAUUUGACACGUGGCACGACGAUCUGCAACUGUACCUACUGAGCGUUAGUCGGGACAGUGUCUCACUGUUUGACCACGUGUCCGGUGCCGCUCCAGCCCCUCCCACCACAGCUGACGUUUCGACUCGUUCCCAGUGGCUGUCUUGUGACGCUACUGCCCGCUUGGCCAUUCGCAACCACCUGCCCGCAACCGAAUGUGCUCACUUUGGCGAGCACAGGACAGCACAGGCCUUGUACGACGCUGUCGUUGCUCGCUACUCCUCCCCUGCCACUGCUUCUAUUGGCAGGCUGCUACUGCCCUACCUGUUCCCUGAGCUGUCGGCUUUUGCCACAGUAGCCGACCUGGUUACCCACCUGCGCACUAGCGACGCUCGCUACCGCGCUGCCGUCCCUGCUGAGUUCCUUCCCACGAACCAGCCCCCCAUGUUCAUCACCCUCUACUUCAUUGUCACUCGCCUCCCUGACUCCCUUCGCUCUGUCAGGGACCACUUCCUCACCCUCGACCCCACCUCCCUCGCUGUUGACCUCCUCGAGCAGCAUCUCCUCGCAGCUGAGACUAGUGCAGUUGCUGUAGGUGCUGCUCGUGGCACUCCGCGCUCACCCUUCUUUGAGGGGUGCUCCCCCUCCCCCCUUUCCUCCUCCUUCGCCUCUGCUGCUGCUGCAGACGUCUCUGCUCCUGAGGACGUCGGUGCUGCUUCGACUAGUACGGAGCGCCGCAACAGCAAGGGCAAGGGUGGCCGGGGUAGUGGAGGAGGCAGCGGUGGUGGUGGAGGUGGCAGUGGGAGUGGUAGUGGGGGCAGCAGUAGAGGAGGCGAAGGCGGUGGAGGUGGUGGCGGCGGUGGGACCGGUGGCGGAGGUGGAGGCUCUGGUGGCGGCGGUGGAGGCAGCGGAGGGAGUGGCGGCAGUAGAGGCGGUGGGACCAGUGGUGCUCGGUCUGGACUUCAGCGUGGAGGCUCUGGUGGUGGUCGGGGCCAGCAGCAGCAGCGUCGGAGCGAGACUCAUACGCCCCAGCAGCUCCGUGAGUGGUUGGUUCAGCGUGGGGCGGGUGAGGGUAGUGAGACCUGCCCGUAUGUCAUUCGCACGGGUGCCCGUGCGGGCCGGACAUGCGGGAGGUUUCACACUGAGCGCCGUUGCUUUGCCCGCCUUGAAGACGCCAAGCGUACUGAGUUUGGUGAUGACGUCGAGCGCCCUCGCUGGGCGGAGUUGCUUAGGUAUAGCUGCUGCUGCUCUAGGUGCUAG